AUGUUAGUGAUGGUGAGGAAUAGAUCCAGAGCUGUAACAAAACAAUCACCGAUCAUGGCGGAUCACCAAGCUUCGUCUCUUUCACCCCCUACUCCACAGAACCCGACCCAAUCUAUUUCAUCUUUUCUUGGUUCUCCAAGGUUCUUCAAUGGUGGAUUCUUGCCUAAAAAUCUUUCACCGACCUCCAUUCUUGACACCAACAAACAGUUAAUCAAUUUUCCCGGCAACCCAUUUGGAUCCAGUUGUCAUUGGUUUCCUUCCUUUUUGGGUUGGCGGUGGAAUGGGACAUCAUGGGAGAUUUCCUUGUCGUUGGAUUACCAGAAGAUUGUAAUGGAUGCGGAAGACGAUGGUUGUUUCUUAAGUUUUUCUUCCAAGAAACAGUUAUAUCUUCAUCACUGUGAUCAUCCCCUCACCAUCGAUGGUGCGAUAAAGUUAAAUUCUAUAUUUUCUGUUCAUUCCACUGUCAAAUAUGUAACAGAUCUGCAAGUAUUUCGAGGGUUGGUGAGGGAUAAUUCCUCCAUCGAAUCAUUCCACCACCAACCCAAUGGAUAA
Lactuca saligna is the source of this 552-nucleotide messenger RNA. Lineage: Eukaryota; Viridiplantae; Streptophyta; Magnoliopsida; Asterales; Asteraceae. The record is from the annotation of a GenBank genome assembly.